GUGCAUCUGACUCUGCCCGCCCAUUACUCCCAAACGCACAGGCACCCUCCUCCCUCCCUGUCCACAGCCACCCGCUGUCUCUCAAGCUCCUCAGCGUUUUUCGCUCGAGUGGCGGUCGCAGCAAUGGCCGCGAAGAUGAGGUCAGCAGGGGCGGGGACGGCGGCGGCGGCAGUUGCGGUUGCGGCACUGUUGGCAUUGAUGCCACUGCUUGCACAGGCCAUUGCCAUAGAGAAAGUGAGGCAAUUGGCAGCUAAAAACAAUGUGACCUGCGUACUGGUCUUUGGGGACUCGAGUGUUGACCCUGGGAACAACAAUGUGCUUCAGACCACCUUUAAGGGCAACUUCCCUCCUUAUGGAAGAGACUUCUUCAAAGGCCGCCCAACCGGAAGGUUCUGCAAUGGCAGGCUUGCCACUGAUUUCAUUGCCGAGGCGCUUGGGUAUACCAAGGCAAUCCCAGCAUUUCUUGACCCGAAGCUGACCAAAUCAGAUCUGCUUUACGGGGUCAGUUUUGCAUCCGCUGCUUCCGGGUAUGACGAUCUCACUGCCAAUAUGUCGAGUGUGCUCUCGGUGUCGCAGCAGCUGGAGUAUUUUCUGCAUUACAAGAUCCACCUAAGGAAGUUAGUGGGCGUAAAGAAGGCAGAAGAAAUCAUCAACAAUGCUGUGUUCGUCAUGAGCAUGGGAACUAAUGACUUCCUCCAGAAUUUCUUCCUGGACCCAACUCGCCCCAGGCAGUACUCCUUGCGAGCCUACAUAAACUUCUUGAUCUCUUGCAUGUCUCGUGACGUUCAGGAAAUGCACAGAAUGGGGGCUAGGAGAGUGGUUGUUGUUGGAAUCCCGCCUUUGGGAUGCAUGCCGCUUGUCAAAACCCUAAAGGACACAACCACCUGCUACCAAGCCUUCAACAACUUAAGCUUCUCGUUCAAUUCUCUGAUCAGGAGAAAACUGCACUCUCUGGGGAAAAGCCUGGGACUGAAGACUGCCUUCGUGGACGUUUAUGCCAUCGUGCUCGAUGCUAUCAAACGCCCCCACAGAUACGGUUUGACGGAGACGAGCAAAGGGUGUUGCGGGACAGGAACGAUAGAGUACGGGGACACAUGCAGAGGGCUGACCACAUGUUCUGAGCCGGAGAAGUACGUCUUCUGGGACGCUGUUCAUCCUACUGAGAAGAUGUACAAGAUCGUUGCUCUUGAGGCCCUUGCAUUGAUCGGUGAAAACGUUCUUUCCUAGAACAGCUCUCCCAUGUCUUUUGUGAUUUUCGAUUUGCAUCUUUGAAUUUGUCUUCCUCCUAGGACGUGAUUCUACACUAGGUGGGCAUGUGAUUUCAGUGUUCUAGCCAGUAUGUUUGAUGUAUAUUAUCCCCACCGAAUAAUAUAUAUCGCCGGAAGUUCACUUCUAGGAUCGUAGGACGAUCAGUCGUUCCUCAAUGAUUCGGUUCAGUUGCCAAUGAGAAUAGUCUAUCUGUUCCCAACUUUUUA
This is a messenger RNA of Eucalyptus grandis, 1475 nucleotides long. RefSeq names its product GDSL esterase/lipase At5g45950. The transcript is spliced from 5 exons. NCBI's taxonomy places the organism in Eukaryota, Viridiplantae, Streptophyta, Magnoliopsida, Myrtales, Myrtaceae. The coding region runs from base 124 to 1227 and encodes 367 amino acids. Gene Ontology annotation, molecular function: hydrolase activity, acting on ester bonds. The record is from RefSeq and is a predicted model, not a curated record.